AUGGCUCGCGACGGCCGCCGCAUUUAUCAGCUGCAUUCUGCGCCGGCCGCGUUGCGCACAGUGACGGUGGGGCGCCGCGGGAGAGCCAACACAGCGGCACCGAGCUACACCUCUCUCCAGCCCACAACGCCAUCCCAGCAUGAAGGCGCAGUUGCAACUGGUGUGGGCGGUGACUGUCGCGACGGCCGCGUGGGGCGCGGCGGUCGCGGCGGAGGCGCCGACGGCGGCGCCGAUGGCGACGGCGAGGCGGGGCGGGCCGCUGGUGUGGGCGACGGCGAGCGAGAGCGCGGCGGCGGGGGCGGGCGAGGGCUGCGCGGCCGUGCUGCUGUCGCCCUCCUGGGCGCUGCUGUCCACGCGCUGCCUCAAGGGCGCGCCGCCCUACCACCUCACGCUCGUCGCACCCGGUACGUGGCGCGCCACGCCAACCAGGCCGACGCCGGCGCGCUCGAGUUCCCCGGGCUGGCGCUGGCGCGCGUCGACCGGCCCUUCGCGCUGGGCGCCGCGCUGCGGCCCGCGCCCGUGCUCGCCGGCGCCCUCGACGACGCGCGCAGGCCGCUAAGGUGCAGCAUUGAAGGCUGGAAGGUGCAGAAGCAGAGCGCGCAUGAAACAGCUGCCGACUUAGCCAACUUCACCGAACCCAUCAAGACGACUAUCGGAGUGGACGGCGGCGCGCUGCUGUGCGCGGGCGCGCUCGUGGGCAUGCACUACAGCCCCACGCGCUACAACACCUCGCUCGCCAGCUUCUUCCACCUCUUCACCAACGCCUCCGACCUGCAGCUCUGGCUGGGCAUCCACGUGCCCGCGCUCAAGCUGGUGGUGUCGAACGGCGACGGAGCGCUCGUGGACUUGGCCCCCAAGCACGGCUCCGUGGCCAAGUCUGCGGGGGCCGCGGCGACGCAAGCGCUCUUCCUUCCUGUGGCGGCGGCGGCGGCUGCGCUUGUCCUGUGGCGGCAGUUCGCUCUCGUUCGCCUCUAAGGGAACAUCCAAGAUAAAAGGUGGCGGCAGGGCCUGCUGCAGUGUGGCCGAGUGUUCUCCAGCGUCCUAGAUUCUUCCUUAAAAUGCUCUUGCAAUUCCAGGAAUUAUUUUAUAAGAUUCGAAGAAAAAUGAAAAUAAAAUUAUGCUCAUAAACGUAUUUCAUAAAUUUUUCAUACUGCUCAUACUUUAGAGCAAUAUAAAAAAGGUAUUGUUUGCAAUAAUUGACUUAUAUUUAUGUACUACUUUUAAAAAUUUGUUAACAAUUAUACAAUAACUAAUUUAAAUUGUUUAAUCCAUUAUUUCCUACAAAUAUGAUAUAGUAUAAGUCAUAAAAAAUAUCUUAAGUAUUUCUUACUAUUAAAUAGAAAAUGAAACACAAACCAAAAAGAAGAAUGCCCUUAACCUCACAACACUCGACACCUGAAACAAGUGUCGCUGGCCAAUUCUUAAUAUCGUCCCUUACCAAAGCGAUUGUUUGGUUCAGUACCGUGCAAUGUAGUUUUCGAAAAAAAUGUUUUUGUUAUUCAAUGAUUUGAAAUUGGAAUCGAAUCUCUUUUCCGAAUUAUGUAAAUGCUAAUGAAAGGAAUGAAAAAUACAUGGACAUUUCAAUAUUUUAGGUCAGUAGUAGUCAUUGUGAAAUGUGUUUGCGAAUUUAAUGAAUUAUUUAUAUUAAUAUUUUGUAAUUGCUUUGCAUAUUAAUAUAUUGUAAAUAAAGGGACAGAAAAUUACAUGAUAAAAUGCCUAAAAGAAACGGAAUUCAAAAUGCAAUUACCAUAAUCGUCGAUUUUUACAGACAUAAUUACUCACUGAAUCAACAAUUGUUCAACAUUGUUUAAAUGAUUUUCAUAAUUUACAUAACACACAAACUCGUGAAUACAAUCUAUCAAUUUAAAUUUCAUUCACCAUUUAACGGGCGGUAUGUAAAUGCUACUGUGUCCAAGACGUACCUACAGAAUUAUUUGGAUAUUCCAGGUACCGUAUUAUUACUUUUUCAAGUCCAUGAUGUUAUACACCUACAUGCAAAAUUAACUUCAAAAUCAAAACUAAGUACUCAAUUGAAAUAAGAUGGAUUAAAUUUUUCUUUUGUGAUUGGAAAAAAUAUUCCCUAGCAGUUAUGUGUAAUUUGAACAAAAUAUCCCAUUAAUUAAUUUAUCUCCAGAGUUCAUAAAACAGCCGAAGUUUAUUUAUCAAACUUCCAAAUAAAAAAGAAAUGAAGAAACCUAAACACAUAGGUAGGAGGCGUUCUUUCGAACUAAAUGGUUCCCCCAGUUGCAAAUAGAAGCACAUUCACACAAUAUUCUACAAUCAUUUCUUAAACAAUUGAAUUGAAAAAGCCAUACAUCAGUUACUGAAAAAAUAAAUAACUUCAAAUACAAAUGUGAUGUGUGAUACCAUCCU
Gryllus bimaculatus (two-spotted cricket) is the source of this 2373-nucleotide messenger RNA. The record is from the annotation of a GenBank genome assembly. NCBI's taxonomy places the organism in Eukaryota, Metazoa, Arthropoda, Insecta, Orthoptera, Gryllidae.